UCAUCAAUGGAGAUGGGCAUUCAUGGCUGCCUCGAGGGGCACAAGCAUAUAACGGUCAAACGGAAGGCUUAACUCGUUCUGUGAAAACCCCUUUCGAAGAGAUCCUUUGAUGGAAUGUGGUGAGAGCGUGUACCCAUAAAUGCAGAGAUUAUGCAAUAACUCCGAGCGACGGAUCUCGUGAAGGAUGCUGCUGGCCUGCUGCUGCUGCUGCUGCCGCCUUCUCUUCGCCUUCUUCCUCUCUCCCAAACUGAGUGCUUAUAUAAUUAAAGGAAAGGAAAAGAGAGAAGAACUGCGCUCCUCAUACGCCAAUCAAGAGAAGAAGCUCCCUCACUAACUGAUGCUCGUGAUAUCCAAGAGCUUCCAAUUCACGAGUUUCUCCUCUGCCUUGUAAAUUUUCCUGUUGUUGGUUUGGUUUCUUGCGUAGCCAACAUUCGAAUUCUCUCCCAAAUCCUCUCCUUCAAAUACCACCACUAAUCCCCAAAUGGAAGCCACCAUCUUCACUGCCGGUCGGGAACGAUGUUUCCUUCAAUGGGUACCCAAGCUUCAGUUCCCCAAUACCUGUUCAUCUUCUUCUUUUUGUUCCAAAUUGGUCAGACGGCCGCUUCCCCUGAUGCCAACUUCCAAACUUACAUUGUUCACCUUCACCCUUCUUCUAUGGAGGAUUCUGGGUUCCAGACCAAGUAUCAAUGGCACCAGUCCUAUCUGGAAUCGGCUACCUCCAGCAACGAUUCGAGCUCUCGCCUUCUUUAUUCUUACCAUACUGCCAUCGAUGGCUUCGCAGCACGGCUUACUGAGCAGGAAGCGUCAGUUCUCCGAACUGCUAAGGGUGUGAUCACCAUCCAUCCCGAUCGUUUCAUUGAGUUGCAGACAACUUAUUCGUAUAAAUUCCUGGGGCUGGACCAUCUUUCUGGUUCCGUUGGGGCUCAGCCGGAACUGAAGUUGGGCCAAGGAAGCAUAAUCGGUGUCCUAGACACUGGUGUUUGGCCGGAGAGCCCGAGCUUCGACGACAGGGGAAUGCCGCUUGUGCCUAAGAGGUGGAAGGGCGUGUGCCAAGCAGGAGAGAAGUUCGGACCGCAAAACUGCAACAGGAAGCUCAUCGGUGCCCGGUUUUACAGCCGCAGCCACCAUCUGUCGCCGUCGGAGGGAGUCUCCGUAGAUUCCGGCCAUGAAUAUAUCUCCGCAAGGGAUGCCCGUGGCCAUGGAACGCACACUGCCUCGACUGCGGCGGGGGCCGUAGUGGCUGGAGCGAAUGUGCUCGGCAAUGCGGCUGGUGAUGCUAGGGGAAUGGCACCAGGGGCGCAUGUAGCAAUAUAUAAGGUCUGCUGGUUCAGCGGCUGCUACAGCUCAGACAUCUUAGCCGGCAUUGAUGAUGCCAUUAGAGAUGGUGUCGACGUCCUGUCCAUGUCAUUGGGCGGUUAUCCGGUGCCGCUUUACGAUGACAGUAUUGCGAUCGGUGCAUUUCGGGCGAUUGAGAGAGGGAUCUUCGUCAGCUGUGCCGCCGGAAACAAUGGCCCGGCGCCAGCAAGCGUGGCCAACGAGGCGCCAUGGAUUAUGACGGUAGGUGCCAGCUCCACAGACCGGAGGUUCCCGGCCAUUCUGAGGUUGGGUAAUGGACAUUACUUGUAUGGUGAGUCUUUAUACCCUGGGAGGCAAUUCGACCGUUACAAUAACGGGAACUGGAAGCACAGAGGAACAUUUGGCGGGAGAGAAUUUGAAUUGGUGUACCAAGCUGGCGGGAAGGAAGGAUCGGAGAUGUGCUUCAAUACCACACUCGCUAGAGAACUAGUUGGUGGGAAGAUGGUAGUCUGCGACCGUGGGGUCACCGGGAGAGCCAUGAAAGGUGAGGUUGUAAGGGAGGCAGGCGGGGCCGGCAUGGUCCUUGCAAAUGCUGCAGUAAAUGGUGAAGAAGAUUCUGUCGACGUCCAUGUCUUGCCGGCGACUUUGAUUGGCUACAAGGAGUCCCUUGUGCUCAAGAGCUACAUCAAGUCAUCAAGGAGACCAACAGCAAGGAUCCUGUUUGGAGGAACCAAGUAUGGGAGCUCCAAUUCUCCUUCUGUUGCUACCUUCUCUUCAAGAGGGCCAAGCCUAACAAACCCAUCGGUCCUGAAACCGGACAUUCUCGCCCCAGGAGCAAACAUUGUGGCGGCCUGGCCGGAGAAUCUCGGCCCAAGCGGCCUGCCGGAGGACAACAGGAGAGUGAACUUCACGGUCUUGUCCGGGACAUCAAUGGCCUGCCCACACAUAAGUGGCAUUGCUGCGCUGAUAAAAUCCGUUCACCGCUCGUGGAGUCCUGCUGCAAUCAAGUCAGCAAUAAUGACCACAGCCAAUGUACUGAAUCAACACGGCAAGCCCAUUGCUGGAGGACUUUUUGCAACUGGUGCAGGGAACGUGAACCCACUGCGAGCAAUCGAUCCGGGGCUGGUUUAUGACAUGGAACCCAUCGAAUACAUUCCCCACUUGUGCAGCCUGGGUUAUGAAAGGACGGAAAUUUACACCAUUACUCAUAGAAAUGUAAGCUGCAGAGAAGUGCUUAAGGCCAACCGGGGUAGGGGCCUCAAUUACCCCUCCAUGUCUGUGAUGUUCAAGAAUUCAAGGGUGGUGGUCUUGUAUAGAAGGCUGAGGAAUGUAGGUCUCCCAAACUCUACGUACAGUGUAGAGGUGACUGCACCACAAGGAGUGGAGAUUACAGUGAGGCCGCAGACUCUCACUUUUGGGUAUUUAGAUCAAAGCUUGAGUUAUAAGGUGCUGUUGGUUUCAAGACCAAAGAAGCUUCGCAAGGGAGAGAAGUUCCACGAAGAGGGUUCCUUGACUUGGGUACAUCAUCGCCGUGGUUCUUAUAAGGUCAGAAGCCCUAUUUCUGUAACUUGGGUGGGAUAGGGACUUGCAGCUACUCACCUCCUAUAUUACUUUCAUAAGGAUAGUUAGAUUUCAACAUCUUCAGCUUCUGCAGCACUUUAAUUUAUGUCUUACUUGGUGGGGAAGUGUAACAAGGGAAUAUAUGAUUUGGGUGUUAAGAGUGAAAGCUUUUUUUAGCUGUUUAUGGUGGCUUUUCAUCUGACUGUGACAUGAGAAAUGAAACGUCUAUUACAAUGUAACUUCUUUUGCUGAAGAAGAAUGGACUUAAAUGAGAUAGCGCUCAACGAACUUUUCGAGAUUUUCCAGUA
Nymphaea colorata (pocket water lily) is the source of this 3164-nucleotide messenger RNA. RefSeq names its product subtilisin-like protease SBT1.2. Gene Ontology annotation, molecular function: serine-type endopeptidase activity. The transcript has a single exon. Lineage: Eukaryota; Viridiplantae; Streptophyta; Magnoliopsida; Nymphaeales; Nymphaeaceae. Gene Ontology annotation, biological process: proteolysis. The record is from RefSeq and is a predicted model, not a curated record. The coding region runs from base 517 to 2877 and encodes 786 amino acids.